Photinus pyralis (common eastern firefly) is the source of this 1621-nucleotide messenger RNA. RefSeq names its product transcription factor SOX-9-like. Lineage: Eukaryota; Metazoa; Arthropoda; Insecta; Coleoptera; Lampyridae. The record is from RefSeq and is a predicted model, not a curated record. Bases 315 to 1502 code for a protein of 395 amino acids. Gene Ontology annotation, molecular function: DNA-binding transcription factor activity, RNA polymerase II-specific; RNA polymerase II cis-regulatory region sequence-specific DNA binding. The transcript has 3 exons. Gene Ontology annotation, biological process: regulation of transcription by RNA polymerase II. Gene Ontology annotation, cellular component: nucleus.
UCACAGUUGCUUAAAGACCCACAUGAGGAAACGUAAAUCGGCUAGUCUAUGCCAAUCGGUGAAUUGAAGUAAGACGGCAACAAAAAGCGUGGGCAUUUUAAGAUCCCGGUCUUUAUCUUAAACUGGCGCGUGGUAUAUGAAAACUGCUUUGGGGAUUUGAAAGCACUCUUUCAUCCGUGUUUGCUAGUGGAGGUGUUGAAGCGAUGUUAAUAGGAACAAUUAGGCAUUGUUUGACGUAGUACGUUUUUUUUAAAAAAAAGUGGUCGUGUAAAUUCAUUCAUAAACUAAUUUUGUGUGAACCGAACUAAUUUGAAAUGCUGUCGAGCGGCAAUUUGGUGCGUUCUUCGCCGGUGCCAAUAAAUUCGAAUGCGGCGGCUUCGAUUGCGGCCGCGUCGGUCGCGUCCAUCAUAAACGAGACGUCGACGUCGCCGAAAGUCGAAAAUGCGUCGCUGGAUAAAAGCGAAAUAAAUGAAGCCGUGUCGAAGGUGUUGCGGGGCUACGAUUGGUCACUGGUACCAAUUGCAACGAAGGCGUCGUCGGAUAAGAGAAAACUGCACGUAAAAAGGCCAAUGAAUGCGUUUAUGGUUUGGGCCCAGGCGGCGAGAAGGAAAUUGGCCGAUCAGUACCCGCAGUUGCAUAAUGCAGAAUUGUCAAAGACUUUAGGGAAACUUUGGAGGCUGUUAAAUGACGCGGACAAGAAGCCGUUUGUCGAAGAAGCGGAACGUUUGCGUGUUAUCCACAAGCGUGAUCACCCCGAUUAUAAAUAUCAACCCAGACGCCGAAAGCAAAACAAAGGGUCGACCGAGUCUCUCAAUCAACUAACGCACGUACAAAACGUUUCCUUCGGCCGUUGUUUAAAGCAGGAGGACUCCCCUUGCAGCCCUAGAAGCCAAAAUUCAACGUCGCCAUCUUCGUGCUCGUCGCCCCAAAGUCCGUCGUUGUCGGCGGGACAACCCUUAAGGCAUUGCAUGGAGCAGGCCGGUAGUAGCAUAGAUUUUAACCGAUUACCAGACUUAGAUAAUAGUUACAUGCCCGAAGAUUGUCUCGAUAGUCACGAUUUGGAUCAGUAUUUACCCCAAGAUAACGGUCACGCUUUCCCCGCGAAUGUGUACCACGAAACCUACAAGCGACACAUCGAAGAAGAUGAGAGCAAUAAUAACACGCACAAAAUCAAGAAAAUGUGCGCCGACCCUUUGGGGCAACCGCAUGAAGUAUUCGAAGAACACACCACGCCGCUACCCUUCAUUCGUUACCACGAGCUGCAACCGACCAACCCCCUAACGAAAACCGAACGCUACGUACCGCCACCGACGACAUCGGUGUUUGGCUACAACCACCUUUCCACAACAUCCGGUUAUUACACCAACAGCGGCCACCACCAGUACCUACCGCCGUACCAGUAUCUACCCCAACGUUCUCCAGUGUUCGGCAACCCUUCGAUGGCCGCCUACGGUGUGAACAGCGCGACCACCUCCGACACGUGGACCCCUUACAGUAUGUAACCUACGACUGUUGUACCUUAUUUAUAGUUUUUGUUUAAAUUACUUUUGUAUUUUUUAUAAGUCUUAGCUUUUACCCAUUGUAGGUUACACGAAAUAUUUUUUUAAAUAAAUCGUUUCAU